Racocetra persica is the source of this 243-nucleotide messenger RNA. The record is from the annotation of a GenBank genome assembly. Lineage: Eukaryota; Fungi; Glomeromycota; Glomeromycetes; Diversisporales; Gigasporaceae.
AAAAAGUCACCUACUGGUAAAACAAAAAAAACUCUAAAAAAGAAACAAUGUCAAGAACCCAAUCCAUCAAUAACUCUUGGAGAAGAACUGAACCUGACAAUUGCACUAAUUGCAAUUAUCCUAGGGCACAUCUCUAAGAAAUGUUUAAAUAAACCUAACACUACUGAAGAAAUGAAAAACUACUGGAAACAAGAAGAACUAGAAAAACAACCACCGGUAUCACCAAGAAUUAAAGAAGGAUAG